AAACCCACACAAAGAAUAUUCAAAGCAGAGAUUAGAACCUAUUAAAUCAAGUCGACGAAGACAGCGAAAGAGUUGUGAGGGUGAGAGUUACAGAGAGCAAUAAUGGCUGACUGCAGGCCAUUGGGUUUCUUGCUGGGACUGCCUUUCGCCAUUGUUGCACUUUUUUUAUCUGUAAUUGGUGCAGUUGUUUGGGUUAUUGGAACCGUUCUGAGUUGCUUGUGCCCCUGUUGCUUCUGCUUUGCUGGAUUGGCAAACUUGGCUGUGUCAUUGAUAAAGCUUCCCAUUAAAGUGAUGCGAUUCUUCACUCGUCAGAUCCCCUGUUGAUUUUGAUUUCGGUUUGUUUCUGAAAAUGUUCUUACGUGAAUUAUGUUUCUAUUGUUUGUUCUUUUGUUUUGACUAGGUCGGUAAUUUGAGGUUAUUCUGGAUUUGCCCUUGUAAUUAUGAUCUUCUGAUGAUGAGAGGUCCAUAGAAAUUAUAGGGGAAGAUUCUUUAUUUUUAUUUUUUUUAUAAUUAAUUAUGGGGAAUGAGUUGGCACACCAUACUCAUUCAAAGAUUUGAAUCAGUUUCCAAAAAAACAAAUAUUGAAUCUGUACUACUUGUUCA
This is a messenger RNA of Ziziphus jujuba (common jujube), 603 nucleotides long. Its product is annotated as signaling peptide TAXIMIN 2. The coding region runs from base 103 to 324 and encodes 73 amino acids. The transcript is spliced from 2 exons. Lineage: Eukaryota; Viridiplantae; Streptophyta; Magnoliopsida; Rosales; Rhamnaceae. The record is from RefSeq and is a predicted model, not a curated record.